Molecule: messenger RNA, 1092 nt
Organism: Humulus lupulus (European hop)
Lineage: Eukaryota; Viridiplantae; Streptophyta; Magnoliopsida; Rosales; Cannabaceae
Exons: 3
Coding region: 1-1092 (363 amino acids)
Source: RefSeq, a predicted model, not a curated record
AUGGAUGAGUGCUCUAUUCUGAGUUGGAAUAUAAGGGGGCUGAACAGUGCGAAUAAACAAAGUUCAGUCCAAGAUGUUUGUAGAAGGAAUAAGAUUGGAAUUGGUGGUUUGUUGGAAACUAAAUUGCGGGGGAAUAAAAUUGAGAACAGAAGAAGCUUAUGGCAUGAUUUAACUCGUAUUUCACUUUCAGUCAAAGCCUGGAUAGUUUUAGGGGAUUUUAAUGCCCUUUUUUAUGGUGUGGAUAGGUUUGGUGGUAAACCUGUUUCAAGUAUUGAGUUGGCUGAUCCUUUAGGGUGGCUAACAGAUGCUAAAAUUGAGGCUCUUAAGAGCAUUGGUUCUUAUUUUACUUGGACAAAUAAACAAGAUGGCUUAGCUAGGAUCUACUCAAAGAUAGAUCAUGUGUUAAUGAAUGGGGAUUGGUUGGACAUGUUUCCUCAAUCUUUGGCUGUUUUUAGAUGGGAGGUGGUCUCCGAUCAUUGUUCUUGUAUAGUGUCUAACAUUCCCAUGGAGGCUAUGGGAAUCAAACUUUUCAGAUAUUACAAUUUCUGGCUUGUGAGGUUGAAGCAUAGGCUUAAGCAGUUUAACAGGGAGUGUAUUGGAGAUGUAGGGUUCAGUUAUCAGUCGGCUAUGGUGGCCUAUCAAGAUGCUCAAUUUCAAGCCCAAGAGAAUCCUCAUGAUCUCAAGUUGCAAGAGGCAGUAAAGGAGAGGGCAACUGAGUUUCAUCAACAAGAACACAUGUAUCAUAGUUUUCUUGCUCAACGAAGUAAGAUAAACCAGAUUAGGAAGGGAGACAUGAAUACCUCAUAUUUUCAUGCCUAUUUGAAGAAGCGAAAAGCACAGAACACUAUAGUUUCUUAUAUUAAUGAUCACGGUCUGCUGAUAGAUGAUUUUAAGGAGGUGGUAGCCCAUUUUGUUGAUCAUUUCAAGAGCUAUCUUGGUAGUCCUAGUUCUGCUACCAGAAAAGUUGACCUACAUUGUAUAACUUUGGGCACUAAGCUUUCAGUAGAGCAGCAGCUCUCUCUUUUAAAACCCUUUUCCAACAAGGAAAUAAGAGCUGCAUUGUUUAGUAUCCCUAAUACUAAAUCGCUAUAA